Ruditapes philippinarum (Manila clam) is the source of this 4253-nucleotide messenger RNA. Its product is annotated as fibrillin-1-like. The coding region runs from base 380 to 2917 and encodes 845 amino acids. NCBI's taxonomy places the organism in Eukaryota, Metazoa, Mollusca, Bivalvia, Venerida, Veneridae. Gene Ontology annotation, molecular function: calcium ion binding. The transcript has 17 exons. The record is from RefSeq and is a predicted model, not a curated record.
CAAACGCUAUAUAGUCAUACAUCAGUUUUUAUAACUACCGUGAUUGGCAUGUUUUAUAUCAAAAUAUUUGAUAUGAAUUUAUGAUAGAAAAUCGCUUUCAGAGUAAAUGCACAAACACGGUCGAAUCCUGUGUUAAUUUGUGUACCAAAAAUGAAAGAUUUGUACAUUAUUCUUUAUUUUGUAAAUAUUAUCUCAAUUUCGUCUAUUAAACAUACUUUAACAUAAAAAAUUGCUUUAUUAUAACAUCAAGAAAUUAGCUUCUUUUUGUAAAUGUUUUACAGAUAUAAAUGAAUGUGACACAAACAAUGGUGACUGUCAACACACAUGUCGCAACACAUAUGGAUCAUUUAACUGCUACUGUAGGCCAGGAUAUUCUCUAAUGUCAGAUGGGAAAAAGUGCAUGGAUAUAGACGAAUGUCGUGGUAACAGAGGCGGUUGUCAGCAUAAUUGUAAUAACACAGCUGGCUCGUACUUUUGCUCCUGCAGAUCUGGUUAUUUGCUGACAUCUGACAAAAGAACCUGCACAGACAUUGAUGAGUGCCAAACAGAUAAAGAUGUUUGUCAGCAUAAUUGUAGCAACACAGUUGGUUCGUUUUUCUGCUCCUGUAGAUCGGGUUAUUUACUUGCAAGUGACAAAAGAAAAUGCAAUGAUAUAAAUGAAUGUGUCACAAACAAUGGUGACUGUCAACACACAUGUCGCAACACAUAUGGAUCAUUUAACUGCUACUGUAGGCCAGGAUAUUCUCUAAUGUCAGAUGGGAAAAAGUGCAUGGAUAUAGACGAAUGUCGUGGCAACCGAGGCGGUUGUCAGCAUACUUGUAAUAACACAGCUGGCUCGUACUUUUGCUCCUGCAGAUCUGGUUAUUUGCUGACAUCUGACAAAAGAACCUGCACAGACAUUGAUGAGUGCCAAACAGAUGAAGAUGUUUGUCAGCAAAAUUGUAGCAACACAGUUGGUUCGUUUUUCUGCUCCUGUAGAUCGGGUUAUUUACUUGCCAGUGACAAAAGAAAAUGCAAUGAUAUAAAUGAAUGUGACACAAACAAUGGUAACUGUCAACACACAUGUCGCAACACAUAUGGAUCAUUUAACUGCUACUGUAGGUCAGGAUAUUCUCUAAUGUCUGAUAGGAAAAAGUGCAUGGAUAUAGACGAAUGUCGUGGCAACCGAGGCGGUUGUCAGCAUAAUUGUAAUAACACAGCUGGCUCGUACUUUUGCUCCUGCAGAUCUGGUUAUUUGCUGACAUCUGACAAAAGAACCUGCACAGACAUUGACGAGUGCCAAACAGAUGAAGAUGUUUGUCAGCAAAAUUGUAGCAACACAGUUGGUUCGUUCAUUUGCUCCUGUAGAUCGGGUUAUUUACUUGCAAGUGACAAAAGAAAAUGCAAUGAUAUAAAUGAAUGUGACACAAACAAUGGUGACUGUCAACACACAUGUCGCAACACAUAUGGAUCAUUUAACUGCUACUGUAGGCCAGGAUAUUCUCUAAUGUCAGAUGGGAAAAAGUGCAUGGAUAUAGACGAAUGUCAUGGCAACCGAGGCGGUUGUCAGCAUAAUUGUAAUAACACAGCUGGCUCGUACUUUUGCUCCUGCAGAUCUGGUUAUUUGCUGACAUCUGACAAAAGAACCUGCACAGACAUUGAUGAGUGCCAAACAGAUAAAGAUGUUUGUCAGCAUAAUUGUAGCAACACAGUUGGUUCGUUUUUCUGCUCCUGUAGAUCGGGUUAUUUACUUGCAAGUGACAAAAGAAAAUGCAAUGAUAUUGAUGAAUGCAAAUUAGGAAGUUCUGGCUGUGAUCAUGAGUGUCAUAACACACCUAGCACCUAUCACUGUGAGUGUAAGGAUGGAUUUUAUUUGGACACCGACAAUAAAACUUGUAAUGAUAUAGAUGAAUGUUCCACUGGUAAUGGUGGAUGCAGCCAUUAUUGUAACAAUGGGAAUGGGACAUAUGAGUGCAGCUGUAAAGACGGUUAUACUCUUGGUGGAGAUUUGACUUCUUGCAAUGACAUAGAUGAAUGUAAUGAAGCUAAUGGCGGAUGUGAUCAGAUAUGCGACAAUCAUAACGGUUCCUUUGCUUGUGACUGCUUUGAGGGUUAUGGUUUACUGAAUGACAGUUUUUCAUGUGUGGACAUAGAUGAGUGCGAAAUUGAGAACGGUGGAUGUGACCAUACAUGUUCCAAUAAUGACGGUUCGUUUAACUGUUUAUGCGACAAUGGGUACUCUAUUCAGGGUGAUAAUUCAACGUGCGUGGACAUCGACGAGUGUAAUUUAGGCAACCAUUCGUGUGAACAGUUAUGCAGAAACGAACAAGGAGGAUUUUCUUGCUAUUGUUUUGAUGGAUUCUCCCUCAACAACGACAAUAGAUCAUGUGAUGAUAUCAACGAGUGUAAAAGUUCAAAUGAUGGAUGUGAACAGAUAUGUUUGAACACCAACGGCUCUUACAUUUGCUACUGUCAAUCAGGAUAUUCCUUAAUGACUGACGGGAAAACAUGCAUUGAUGUAGAUGAAUGCCUUGCAAGCAAGAGUGGCUGUCAACAUAAUUGUAGGAACACUAUUGGUUCGUUCAUUUGCUCCUGUAGAUCGGGGUAUUUGCUGGCAAGUGACGGAACGAAAUGCAAUGAUGUCGACGAAUGCAAAGCUGAGAAUGAUGGAUGUGAACAUACUUGUCAAAAUACGCUAGGUUCAUACGAAUGCAAAUGUAACCAAGGUUACACUUUGUUGUCAAAUAAAAAAGGAUGCAAUGAUAUUGACGAAUGUAAAUCAGGCAGUUCUGGUUGUGAUCAUAAGUGUCUUAACACACCUGGUACCUAUCACUGUGAGUGCAAUGAUGGUUUUUAUUUGGACACAAACAAUAGAACUUGUAUUGGUAGGUUUUGCAUUACUCCUAAAUGUACGAUUUUCUCUGCGCGUAAUAUUUGAACAAAUACAAAUGAAUCGAAGGAGUAAGUAAGUUUGAUUGUCAUCCUAUAAGUUCUCUUUUUAUUAUGCCACCGCAGCAUCUGCGAUGCGGUGGCAUAUAGCGAUUCACCUGUGUGUAUGUGUGUGUGUGUGUGUGUGUGUGUGUGCGCGUGUGUGUGUGUGUGUGUGUGUGUGUUAUAUAGAUUAUAUAGUGAACUUAAAAAAUCUUCUUGUGAGAAACCACUAGUCCAAUUACAACCAAACUUGGCAGGAUUGAUUCUUGGGUGAUGGGCUUUAAAGUUGUUUAAAGAAUUUCAUUCCAUGCAGAAAUCUGGUUGCCAUGGCAACCAAAAGGAAUUAUAAAAAUAAAUUUAAAAAUCUUCUUGUAAAGACCCAAAAGGCCUAGAGCUUAGAUAUUUUGCAUAAGGCAUUGUCUGGUAGACCUCUAACAAGAUUCUUCAAAUUAUAGCCCUGGGGUCAAAAUUGGCCCCGCCCCGGGGGUCAUUGAUUUUCACUAUGUACAUAUAGUAAAAGGUUAAAACACCUUCUUGUAAAGACCCAAAAGGCCUAAAGCUUAGAUAUUUUGCAUAAGGCAUUGUCUGGUAGACCUCUACCCAGAUUGUUAAAAUUAUAGCCCUGGGGUCAAAAUCGGCCCCGCCCCAGGGGUCAUUGGUUUUCCUUAUAUGUAUAUAGUAAAAACUUUAAAAAAAUUCUUCUAGCAAUUGACAAAUGCUAGAGGUUAGAUAUUUUGCAUGAAACAUUGUGUUGUAAACCUCUAGCAAGAUUGUUCAAAUUAUAGCCCUGGGGUCAAAAUUGCCCCCGCCCUGGGGGUCAUUGAUUUCAAUAUAUACAUAUAGUAAAAAAUAAAAAAAUGUUAUUAUCUGAAGGUACAAGGCUUAGAGCUUUAAUAUUUGUUAAAUAAUAUCAUCUAAAGGUACUCUACCAAAGUUGUUCAAAUUUUGCCUCUUGUGUCAAAAUUAGCCCCGCCCUUGGGAGCCAUAGGUUUAUCUUAUAUGUAUAUAGUUAAAACUUAAAAAAUCAUCUUCUCUAAAUUUACAAAGGAUAGAGUUAAGAUAUUUUGCAUGAAACAUUGUGUAGUGAACCUCUAGCAAGAUUGUUCAAAUUAUAGCCCUGGGGUCAAAAUUGGUUCCGCCCCGGGGGUCAUUGAUUUUCAUUAUGUACAUAUAGUGAAAAAAAAAAUUUUUGUCUGAAGGUUCAAGGCAUAGAGCUUUGAUGUUUGAUAUAUAAUAUCAUCUAUAGGUCCUCUACCAAAGUUGUUCAAAUGUCAAAAAUUGGCCCUGCCCGGGGGCAGUGAUUCUCAUUAUGUACACGUAGUAAAAACAGAAAAUAAAACAAA